Cylindrotheca closterium is the source of this 906-nucleotide messenger RNA. NCBI's taxonomy places the organism in Eukaryota, Bacillariophyta, Bacillariophyceae, Bacillariales, Bacillariaceae. The record is from the annotation of a GenBank genome assembly.
AUGACUCGUCUUGCUGUUAUUGUAUCACUUAUCCUCCCUUUGGCAUUUGGUUUUGGACCAAGCAGACCACAUGUCUCUGUUUCAAAUCUUGCUGCCACCAACCAUCGCGGCAUCAAUACAUCUCUGAAAGCUGCUGCAUCGAAUCCCUUCAAUAGUCUUCCUUGGAACGUUGAAAAGGAGAAGAACAAGAAAGCCCGCAUGCUAAAGUUAGAGCGGUCAAAGUUGCAUAGAGAACUUGGAAUUGCCGAAGAUGCAUCCUACGAAGAAGUUGUGGAAGCAACUGAUAGGUUGAUUGCCCGAGCUGGCGACGAUCUCAAGCGCAAAAUAAAAAUCGAGGUAGCAAAGGACAAGAUUCUGCAAAUUCGACUGAACGCGAGACUAGCGGGACUGGCUGCUGCAUCAACAGAGGCAAGGGCCCAGUCGACGUUUGAAGUUGAUGGGGCUGACGAAGAAGCCGUUGCAACGAAGGAUAAAGAUACCGAAUGGCAAGCACCACGAUGGACCCAAGGACUGAUUGUAAAACCUGAUGAUGCUCAACGCAACGGACAAGCUCGCCUAUGGGGAGGAAUCACACUCGCAGGAUUGGUCUUCCCUCCUGCCAUCGACUACCUCAACCGUUUCACAUGGCUCGUGUGUAUUGCCCAACUCUCCUUCCGGGGAAUGCCACGCGAUAAUAUGGAAGGCGGAGGACUGGGUAUUUCCUUCAACGCUGGAGGUGGGGGGAAGUCACAUAUGAAGGUUGCUUGGUUGCUUGGUAUCGGAGUCAGUGUCAUAGGCGCUAGUUUGGUCUAUGGUCUCAUGCCUGCCUGGGCAAAAGGACAACGGUAUACAGCCCUUUUGGCGUACACGUUACGGAACACAAUCUUUGCCGUUGCAUGUUCAUACCUGCAACCUUACAAGGGUUAA